Epinephelus fuscoguttatus (brown-marbled grouper) is the source of this 2273-nucleotide messenger RNA. It is a transcript of the gene klhl23, whose product is annotated as kelch-like family member 23. Gene Ontology annotation, molecular function: protein binding. NCBI's taxonomy places the organism in Eukaryota, Metazoa, Chordata, Actinopteri, Perciformes, Serranidae. The transcript has 4 exons. The record is from RefSeq and is a predicted model, not a curated record. The coding region runs from base 177 to 1865 and encodes 562 amino acids.
GAGAGGGGAGGAGGGGGGAUGGACGCUGCGCACAGAUACCAAAAUAGGAUAGAGCUGCCUGCGUCUGUCGUGCACGGGCUAAAUUGAGGCUCGUGUGUUUAUGAAGAAGAGCGUUCAGAGAGAGGACACACUGUCGAGCAGCACGGGUCAUUCAUGGAAACAGGGUGAAGGAUACCAUGUCACACAAGCAAGCUGAAAUCUACACAUAUGACUUCUGUGAUGGUGACCACCCAGCAGAGCUCCUGGAUGCUCUCAGGCACUUCUACAUCAGUGGCUUGUUUACAGACGUUGCUCUACAAUGUGGCGAGUCUGGGCAGGUGUUUCACUGCCACAAGGCGCUGCUGUCAGCCCGCAGCUCCUAUUUCAAAGUCAUGUUCACAGCUGACAUGAGGGAGAGGUCAAACAGCGUCAUCAAACUCACCGGGGUGGACUGCGGCGUCUUGGGUGUGCUGGUGAAUUAUGUGUACACAGCGCAGGUGUGCAUCACUGAGAGCAACGUGCAGAGCCUGUUGGAAGCUGCUGACCUGCUGCAGUUCCUAUCUGUGAAACAAGCAUGUGAGGAGUUUCUCAUUCGCCUCCUGGAUGUGGACAACUGCCUGGGGAUGCAUGCUUUUGCUGAGCUGCACCUGUGUCCCAGUCUAGAGAGGGAGGCCCGCAGAGUGAUGCUGAGCAGGUUCAUGGAGAUCAUUCAGCAGGACGAGUUCCUAGAGCUGGACCAUGAGAGGAUGAGAUCAGUUUUGGCAGCUCAGAACCUCACAGCGCAGAGGGAUGAAGUGUUGAUAGAUGCUGUAGCCAAAUGGGUGACCCAUGACUUGGAUAAUCGUGUCCACUGUGCUGCAGAGUUGCUGCACUCCAUCCAUCUGGACCUGGAUGAGAUUUACUUCAAGACCACUUUAGAAGUGCACAGACAAUGCUCUCUGAACAGUAAAGGGACGUUUAAAUCUCUGAUCGUUCAGGCUUUAAGAUCCAAUGGUAAGGAGAUGUGUGCAGGCAGAAAAAUGUCUUCCAACAUGUAUAUCAUUGGUGGAUACUACUGGCACCCUCUCUGUGAGGUUCACAUAUGGGAUCCAAUCAGCAACACCUGGGUGCAAGGAAAAGACAUGCCUGACCACGCAAGAGAGAGCUACAGCGUCACCUUACUUGGAGCAAAUAUCUAUGUGACUGGUGGUUACAGGACAAACACUGUUGAGGCUCUGGACACAGUUUCUGUUUAUAACUGUGACUAUGAUGAAUGGACCGAGGCUUGCCCCAUGAUCACAGCUAGAUACUACCAUUGCUCGGUGGCUUUGCAUGGCUGUAUUUAUGCAGUCGGAGGAUACAGAGGAGGAGCUCCAGAGCAAGAGACUGAAUAUUAUGAUCCCCUGAAAAAGAAAUGGUUCCCUUUGGCCAAAAUGAUCCAAGGUGUGGGAAAUGCUACUGCCUGUGUAAUGGGAGAUAAAAUCUAUGUGACUGGAGGUCAUUAUGGGUACAGAGGAAACUGCACCUAUGAAAAAAUCCAAGUCUACAGGACAGAUGUCAACGAGUGGAGUAUCAGCACCAUAAGUCCACAUCCAGAGUACGGGCUGUGUUCAGUGGCUCUCGACAACAAGCUGUAUUUGGUUGGAGGACAGACGACAAUUGCAGACUGCUACGACAUAGAGAGAGACGAAUGGAGGCCAAUAUCGGUGAUGAAGGAGAGGAGGAUGGAGUGUGGGGCGGUGGUAAUGAAUGGCUGUAUUUAUGUAACAGGAGGAUACUCGUACUCAAAGGGGACUUAUCUGCAGAGCAUUGAGAAAUAUGACCCCGAGCUGGACUCUUGGGAGAUUGUGGGGACUCUUCCAAGCCCAACCAGAUCACAUGGAAGUGUUUGUGUUUACAGUGUGUAGUGACAAACUCUGAUCACAUCAUUUUGUUCCAAAUCGAUCAGAUGUUGAACUUAAUUCUGCCAAAGUCUGCAAAUGCCAGAUACACUGUCAGACAAGUUGUUGAUUAAGCACUGUACCUUUAGAGAGCUGCACGUUUGCCAAACUGUGAAUAUAGUCACAAGUAUUUCACGUCAAACUCAGGGGCCUCACAGUUAACACUUAAGUUGACUUUUGAGUAUUUCUCUUUUAAUGUAUUGAAAGUAGAAAGAAGAUGACUGUAUUUUAGUAUUAAUUAAAUCCGCUUUAUAUACACACAGAAUUCACCUCAGACUACUGAUGCACUAGGGGGCUUCAAAUAGUAUUUUCCUUUUUUUAAAAACACAACUGUAUUAUUAAUUGAUUAAAUAAAUCACUACUCGUGUGAUGUGA